Eurytemora carolleeae is the source of this 763-nucleotide messenger RNA. RefSeq names its product nucleoside diphosphate-linked moiety X motif 17. Gene Ontology annotation, cellular component: cytosol. Gene Ontology annotation, molecular function: NADH pyrophosphatase activity. The transcript is spliced from 10 exons. NCBI's taxonomy places the organism in Eukaryota, Metazoa, Arthropoda, Copepoda, Calanoida, Temoridae. Gene Ontology annotation, biological process: NAD+ catabolic process; NADP+ catabolic process. The record is from RefSeq and is a predicted model, not a curated record. The coding region runs from base 20 to 748 and encodes 242 amino acids.
UACUUCUAAAGAGAAAAUAAUGGCAUUAGUUGGGCAGAUUAGGAAAGUUUUAGUUCAUGUCCAGGGGCGUGGAGUACCGUUGCUAGUCAACUUCACUGAAUGUUUGCUGGGCGCUUCAUCUGACUCUUGCAGGACCAACUCCCUGGACGUUCAGCACUUCAGUUUAUGCGCUUGCCGGUCCGGUUUACCUGCGCUUGGCCGGUCAGUGUCACCUUCAUCGGUUUCUGGUUGCCCUUACUGUGAAUACUUCUCUUGUAAACUUGAAAACAAUAUUCUUAUUCUCCACAAGUCUGACAAAGAAUCCGGAGUUGUUCUCUCUCAUCCUCCUUUCUGUCCUAUUCUUCAUUUGACGCAGGAGGAUAUUGCUGUAUUGCCCGCUGAUAUUGCUGGGCGAGGAGUUGAUGUUGGUGUUGUUGGACUUCUUCAGUCAGUUGAUGGAAGAAUAUUGCUGACCCGACGAGCUGAUCACAUGAGAUCAUUUCCGAGAACUUGGGUUCCGCCAGGAGGACACGUAGAACUAGGAGAAUCCCUGGAAGCUGCCGUAUCAAGAGAAAUGUUUGAAGAGACUGGGCUUAAUACAGAAGGGUGUACUGUACAGCUGCUGUGCAUGUGGGAGAGUGUUUACCCGUACAUUCUCUCUAUGGGUCAACCUACUCGACACCACCUGGUUCUUUACUACCUUGUCAGGUAUAUACCUACUCAACACCUAGUCAGGGAUAUACCUAUUUCCUAUUACCUUCCUGUCUAAUUCCAAAACCUAUAU